AGGCAGUUCAGCCCGCCUGUUGCCGUCGCCUGUCAGCAUUUCGUUGAAGUUGGAGUCGCAGUCGCCAUCACCAUCACCAUCGCCGCCGCCAAUCUCCCUCAGGUGUCUUGGGCGACCAUCCAGCCACUUUGAGUGUGAACAGUUAUUGGCAUGCCACGCCCCCGCACAGCGUAGCAACAGGAGCAAGGAGCAAGGAGCAGCAGCAGGAGCCGGAAGAAGAAGCGUAAAUAAAUAUGAUAAAGCUUAAGAAUAUAUAAUAAAGGAGAGAAGACGCAGCGGCAACAGAGGAAGAAAAGUUUAAAUGAAAUAACGCAAUAUAAAAACAUAAAUAACUAAGGAAAGUGCCGAAGAAGGGGCUAGCGAAGAGGAGCCCAAAAAAGUAGGCAACAAAAAAGAGGAGCAGGAGCAGGAGCUGAAAAUCUGGGAAGCUAGUAGGCACCCCCAGAAGAAAAGAGCAGAGAAGAGCUGAGAAGAGCCCCAGGAUAAGCGGAGGAGCAGAGCAGGAACUGGAGAAUCAGGCGAAGGACCCGGACCCGGAAACAGAAGAGCAGUGCAGCCGGACAAGGGAGAAUAGAGCUCAAUUACGCCGCCAAACUGUCGUGUCAGCAACAACGUGAAAUGUGCAAUUCCUGGCUGGUGCUCAUAAUUGCGCUCUCCGUUGUCGUCUGCCUGUGGAACUCGCAACAAACCGAAACAUCCAAAUCAUGCCCAGCCGAGUGCAUCUGCUUGUCCCAGACUCAAGUGCUGUGUAACACGGGCGGCCUAGACCAGAUCCCGCUGCGCCAGCUGCCGGCGACGGUGGAGAACCUGGCGCUGACCAAGAACAACUUCCCGAUCAUCAAGCCGGACUCGUUCGCCGGUCUGCGGGCGCUGAAGAAGCUCUCGCUGGACGGCAACAACAUCACGCGGAUCAAGCAGUUCGCCUUCCGUGGACUGCCGCGGCUGAAGGAGCUCUCCAUCCAGUACACGCCGCUGCAAAUGGUGGCCCAGUUCGCGUUCGCCGGCCUGCAGAACCUGUCCACAAUCCUGCUGAGUCACAACCAGAUUCAGCGGAUCGAGGGCAACGCCUUCGCGGGAACGUCGAACAUCAAGCUGAUCCUGCUGACCAACAACCCCCUGAUCCGCAUUGACAGCUCGGCCUUCUCCAGUUUGACGAACGUGGGCCACUUGAUCCUGCCGUCUGGCAUCCGCAGCAUCGAGCAGGACGCUUUCUUCGGCAUGGACACUGUGGGUCUGCUGAAGCUGGCCUACAUGGACCUCAAGGAGGUGGCGCCCUUCACCUUCCGCGGGCUGUCCAAUGUGCUUCUGCUCACGCUGCAAGAGUCGGAUCUGGGCGUGAUCUGCGCGGACGCCUUCACCGGACUUACCCAAGUGGAAACGCUGCAGGUCCUGAACAACAAGAUCGACUCGAUCGAGGAGCUGAACUUCACCAGCACGGCGGCCAUCAAGCACCUCAAGUUCUUCGGCAACCACGUGCUGGAAACGCCCGAUCCCAACUCGAUCAUCGUGGACGGCGUGGAGCACCUGCUGCUGGUUAGCAACCACUUCCCCUGCGGCUGCCACAUCCACACCUUGCUGGAUGGACCGCUGGCCGAGGGCGCCCACAACUUGACGGACUUCCUGCAGAAGAAUUACUGCAUCUCGCCCCUGGAGGUCAACGGUCGGGUGAUGAGCGAGCUGGACAUCGACUCGAUUGGCCGCUGCUCCGACCAGCUGACCAAGGGCAACCUGGGCAGCUCGGCGGCCUCGCUGGCCCUCGGGAUCAACUCGAUGCUGCUCAUAGCGGUGGCCAGCUGCGCUGAGUGGCGCCACGUCCGCCUCCUGGCCAACCGGCUGGCCCAGCUCCUCGGCCACGUGGCCUGGCGACGGCGUCGGAAACGGCGGAAGGACAAUUAG
Drosophila rhopaloa is the source of this 1896-nucleotide messenger RNA. Its product is annotated as chondroadherin. Gene Ontology annotation, molecular function: protein binding. NCBI's taxonomy places the organism in Eukaryota, Metazoa, Arthropoda, Insecta, Diptera, Drosophilidae. Gene Ontology annotation, cellular component: plasma membrane. The transcript has 3 exons. The coding region runs from base 619 to 1896 and encodes 425 amino acids. The record is from RefSeq and is a predicted model, not a curated record.